Molecule: messenger RNA, 3545 nt
Organism: Malurus melanocephalus (red-backed fairy wren)
Lineage: Eukaryota; Metazoa; Chordata; Aves; Passeriformes; Maluridae
Gene: FAM184B
Product: family with sequence similarity 184 member B
Exons: 12
Coding region: 664-2901 (745 amino acids)
Source: RefSeq, a predicted model, not a curated record
UGUAACUGAAGGGAAUGGAGUCUCCUUGGAUAAGACAGGCAGAUUGGAUCCUGGACGCAGCUCCUGGGCUCAGCUGUGCUCAUGUGCCCCUUGGCUCCGUUCUGCUUCCAGCACAGCAGCAAAAACUGAGCUAAGGUUUUCUUCAUCACUUAUGGGCCCAUCCUGGCUUAGGGAGGACUGCCAAAACAACAGAGCUUAUGAAAGGUGCCAACACUCUCUUCUCAGAUGACCUCUGCAAUCCUUGGCAGUUAAGAAGGCAGCAUGAUUUAAUCUUCAGGCAAUCUACUACAACAGAUCCUCGGCAAUGCCUGUGCUCCUGCCUCURGGCUGGCUCAGCCUCGCCAGUGGAGAAUUUGUAGCACCCAGCCGCUGGCGUCUUCUCCUGGCGGAAGCUCAACCAUUUGAAGAGAAGGGGAGGAAAAAAAUCCCAAUCAGGAUGUUUGCACAUGCUGUUCUCUGCCUGCUCGCCUGGGUGUUUUGCUGAAGGACUGGGACAUCUGCAGAGAAAGGAGAGCGGCGGUGGCUGGAGCGUGUCCUGUUCGGGGCUGAAGUUCCUCCGGCGCUGGGGGCUGUGAGUGCGCGCAGCCGGGAGGGGCGAGCAGCGGGGCCGGGAUCGCGCUACCCGGAGCCUACACAGACAGACGUGAUUAAAAUUCAAGCCUAAUGGCCUCUGGCAUAAACAACAYUCAUCAGCCCGGGACUUGCAAUGGAUCUAAAGCCGCUCGCAGCAGCUCGGCAGAGGAAUGCAAUCGGGAAAUGCACAUGAAAAUGUGCAAGAAGAUUGCCCAGCUCACUAAGGUGAUAUAUGCCCUGAACACUAAGAAUGAUGAACAUGAGGACAGUAUACAGGCUCUGAGAGAGGCUCAUGAAGAAGAAAUUCAGAAUAUUCUUGCUGAGACAAGGGAAACGAUUCUCCAGUGUAAAAGCAAAAUUGAAGAAGAACAGUUACUGAGAAAGCAUAUUCAGACCCUUGAAAUUGCAGUAGAACAACAUAAGAGAUUGAAGGAAGAAGCCUUGGCAGAGUUAAUACUGUGUAAAAAGCAAGCAGAAGAGAAGGAGUCAAGAACAGAAGUGAAACAAGCUCASAUGGGCCUUUCUACAGGCACAGUAGGUAGCAAUGCAAGCUUUGAAAACAAGCUUCUGCAUUUAAAUCAGGAAUUUGRUGGACUGCUAAAUGAAUGUAAAGCAUUUAGAAGAGAAAAUCUAGAUAAAAAAGUAAAUUUAGAUGAAAAAUGUAGUGUAGAAAGACACACUGUAAUAAAUGAGACAGUGAACCUGAAGAGCGARAACCAGAAAACAGCUGAAGAACAUACUCAGAAAAUAAGUAAACUGCAAGCCCCUUAUGAGACAGAAAGAGAGACUUYGAAAAGAGCUAUGCAACAAUCUGUUACAGAAAUGAAUUGUCAGCAAAGAGAAACAGAGCAAAAGAAAAGCUCAGAGAUUGAGGAAGGUUUUUUGCUGCAGCAGGUAAAGAAGCUGGAGGCAGACCUAGAGGAGAAAAGCCAGAARAUAAAUGAGAGGAAGAAGCAUUCCCAGAAGCUGAAGGAGAGAAUACAGGAGCUCCAGACACAGCUAGAUGAAUUUAAAAGAAAAUCUGAGUGUGAACUAAAGCAACUAGAGAAGGAGAAAGAAGUACUAACUGGGAAACUUCAAAACUCUUCACUUGAGGUGGCUCAGCUGAAGCAAAUAUUAGACCAACAAGCAAAUAAUUUCAAGGAGUCACUGAAGAAACAUAAUCUACAGUCCAACAAAGAAAAGGAGAAACUUUUGCAGGAUCUUCAAAACAGCAUUAAAGAAAACCARAAUGUUAAACUGCACUUGGAGGCAUCGCACCAAAAAGUCUUAAAAAUGUUGGAGAAAAGCAAGAAUCAGGAGCUCAAGGAGGCAGAAGAACGUUUGAAAAAGGAAUUUAAUGAGACUUUCAAGAUCCAACAUCAGUCUCAUAGGCUGGAAAUACAAACUUUGGAAGAAAAGGCAAAGAAAGAAUUACAUGAUGAACUUGAGCAGAUACAGAAGCAGCAAACCCUGUUGCUAGGAUCUCUAAGAAUGGAACUUUCUGAGCAACAGACAGCAUGUACAAACCUAAAGAAACAAAUAGAAGAACUACAAAUGGAGCUGAAGAGUGUGAGGACACUGAAGAAGCAACAGGAAGGAAGUAGCCAAAGCCAGAUCAGAUCUCUUCAUGAUGAACUGGAAAAAUGUCAGAGUGAAAUCUGUGAACUCAAGAAAGAAAAUUUACUUUUGAAGGACACAAUGGAGUUACUCAGUGCUGAGUUGGAGUCACAGAAGCAAGAAGCUGCACACCUUCAGGACAGAGAAAAACAGCAUAGAAGCAGCACUCAGGCACAUCUCCAAGCAAAGAUUUUCUCCUUAGAAACUGCACUUAAUGAAUUAGAAGAAAAGUCAAGAAAGUGGGAGUCCAGGUCUGAUGAUACACACCUUAUAAACUGUCUGCAAGACAAAUUAAGUGAGAAAGAAGAGAUUAUCAAGCAGCUGGUGGAAGGAAGAAAAUGUCAGCAUUCACUUUCAGCCAACGCUGACUCUUACAGGAAUCGGUCAUUUUCUUUUAACCCUAAUACAGUAUGCUUGACUCCCUCCAUGAAGCAGAAGAAGAAAACAGUUGAGGUGCCCAGUCGUGUUGUCAGUGUUCCGAAUUUAGCUUCCUACGCAAAGAGCUUUUUGAACUGUGACUUGAGAUCAAAAAGAAGUGCUCCUCAAAUAACAAAAUCUACAAGCUUAGACCGGAGUCCUGGCUGCCUCAGGGUGGGCUCUCCAUCAGCACAGUCCUCAGACAGCAGUGCUGCCACAAGGACACACGGCAAUGAACCACCGCAAAAUAAAGAUGACCAAAAACAAGAUCCUCAGCAACAAGAAUGGUUUACUAAGUAUUUUUCAUUUUAAAGCAAACUAUUUCCAUACUCAGAAUUACUAUAGGAGUCAUUCCUGUUUUCUUUUCAGGAAUUAUAAUCCAAUAGAUGAUUUAAGGGAAGGAAAAAAACAUGUAAUUUCUAAGUAAACAGUUAGGAAUACCUAUACUCUCUUACAUCURAUAACUAGGGAGUUACAAGGCAUGAAUUUCAGAAUUUUAACAACUUCUGUAAAAAAAUGAAGAAAAAGCAAGAGCUUGGAUACUUAUGUGAAAAGACUUUUUAAUCAAGAGACUGUACAACUCAACAAUUUCAUUAAAAAUGCAAUAUGGACUCUGAUACCUCCUUCAGUUUGGCACCAGCUGAAAAAAGAUCUUACUUCUGUACAUUUAUAUAUUUGCUUCAUCAGCUGUUUAAAGUAAGUUCUGCAUAUAAUAAUGUAAUUUUAAAAGUUUUUAAUGCUCUUUGGUAAAUGAAUUUUAACCUGUACAGCAUGUGGUACACCUUCAAAAAAUAGCAUGUUUAUAGCAGGCUGGUUUAGAAACAAUUUCUGGUUUGCUUUAUGAAUUAUUUUGUAUGAUCAUCAUUGCUGUGUAAUAUUCCCAUUGAAUUUCAAUAUAUGUAUCAGCCCGAUAAAUUAAGAUGAUGUGUAAGUAUAAACAUUAAAGCUUGUAAAUG